AUCAAUCGCAACGAGAUGAUGCGACGCCAUAUCGCCCGUGUCCAAACAAAUAAGUGAACAACAAAGAUGUCAUCUUCGCCUCUCAACUUCUUGGGUUUAGGCGCCCAACACUUUCCAUGGCUAAGCACCCACGAGGACUCCAUUUUUCUUCAAGGCGACCUGGUCAAUUUUGCCGAUCUUCUCCGUCCCCCUGAUGGCCAGAAUGAUCAAACGGAAUUUGACCGCAGUGUCCAUCAACUCCUUCAUGGGCCAGAAAUUGCUCCACAGGCUCUGGGCUCGAAAUUGGAGAACUUGUGUCAUCAACAGCGACACCCUGUGGCACAAUUAGGAGAAUUUCAACUUCAAGGUCUUCGUGAGCUAUGGAAGUCCAGAGAAAAGUGGCUCAAACUCCAGCGCGAGGUCCAAAGAAAAUCCAGCACGAAAACCAGCGAUGAACUCAAAUUGGCAGACAUCUCUACGCAAUUGACGCUAGUUUUGCUCUUCCCGCUGCUGAGCGAAGCUUCUCAGACGAAUGGCGCCCUGCAAAAACGAGCCCUGGACCUGGUGGACACGACCAUUCGAAAUCACGGGCCCAUGAGCAUUAUGGACGAUGGCCAAUCCCUCGACGGAUUGGAUGAUCUGCUCGCUCAAUGGAUCAAUGCAGGGGACGAAGGGCACCCAAUGAACAACCAAUUGUUGGGCACUCUUGUAACCCUGGCCUGUGUCCGAAGAUCCACAUGUAGCGUGCUGAAAUGCAUACGCAUUCUGCACAAGAGAAAACCUCCGCAAGCCCCGUCCUCGCCCACGGUAGGCAUCGAACUCCCCGUCUACAACAUUGUGUCCCGUCUCCUUCAGCGAGAAGGCGUUCCUCGAAAACCCUCUGUGAUACUAGGCUACCAUCAUCUCUUGUCAUGGAAGUAUCCUUGCCAUGCGUUUCUUCCCAAUCAAGCCAGCGAUCUAGAAACCAAUCGCAUUAGCAUGACGUGCUCCCGAUCAUUCCUGUAUCUGACCCACGAAACUGGAAGUGGGUUGAUCAAACUGGGUUCAGCCUAUGACUCAACCUUGAGAGGAUACGUAUACGCUAAGAAUGAACUCCUUCUCCCUGGGUUUGUGGCCAUGGCCAAUCAGAUCCUCAUUCACCGGCCUUUGACUUACGACAUUGGCUCAAGUAAACUCUUGGCCAACCUCAUCGACCCCAACAAUCUUGACAUUCUAGAAUCGAUAGACGUUCCGAUUGAGAUGCGGGUUGAAGGAAAUGUGACCACACUCAAUCUGCUUACUAAUGGGACGCACUUCUAUUGGGUUCGAUCCUUCAAAGUCCCGGAGGAUCAGCGCCAUCGCACUAAAGUGGCCCAUAUCGUCUUUGUCGACUCAUUUGUCAUUGCCGUGCUAGAUGGGAUACCCCGGGUCAAAACAGGAUCCCGAACGAUCUUGGAACGAUGCGCCUCCCAGACACCAAGUCUAAGAGACCUGUUCAAGAGAACCUUGCUUGGUCAGAUUGCCCCAUCAGAGCCAUCUGCUGAUGAAGGUCGAGAAUCGAGCGCAAACUCAAGCGGCAGCGUUGUAGUGGAUCCAACUUCAACGAGCUGUGGCAUCACCUUCAGGAUCCUCAAGAUUUGUGCCACCUGGACAGACGGAUCGUCUCUUUCGUUUUUGGUGUCUCAACAAGCUUCGAAUCAAGGCUUUCGAGACCUACCCAAAGUUCUCUUUCCUCUGAAUUGGAAUGGGACCCCUUGCAAGGUGUUGGCUGUGUCUUUGUCGUUUGACUUGAGGGAUGGGAUGCUCUUGGGGCGAUCCGAAGUCGGUGAUUCUGGUGGAAGCAGUCUGGGAUGGAACAAAGGUGCAUCUCUGUCGGGUAUGGGUGCAUGCUACGACCCUUAUCGGAACCUAAUUUGGACCGCUUCGAAUCAUUGCUUGGACGAAUAUCUGAAUUCAAGUCUCACUUCGAUUCAUUUCCUGAGACGCAGAUUGUCGCUAGGUGAAAAACUUGACAUCUCCGCACUUCCCCCCCUCAUUUCAUCGUCUUCAACGGCCUCGUGUUUAUCUCAAGUCAUGAUGGCAAGUGUCCAAGAUGUGCUCUCGGUGCUUGUGGGGCAUGUUGGUCUGCUCAGUGAAUAUGCUUCGGUAGCCGCUCGGACCAUGUCGUCAUCCGUUCAAGCUUCGCAAUUGAGCGACGAGACAAGGGAGCAAUUGCAAAGGGAUUUCUCUCAUCCCGAAAUUUUUCACCUCGCUCUGGAGAUGUUUGAACUCUUUAGUCUGGAAUCCAACACACAAGCAGCCUCCUGUAUGCUGGCUUGUGUCAGAAGAUCCAUUGAAGACACUGCUUUGGAUGAUAAUACUGACAAGAAAAAACUCAAAGGACUUAAGGAGCACCUGACCGGCAUAUUGAGAUCGGGCCAAUCUAGUCCCUCUUUUGUGGCUCUGGUUGUGGAAACCCUCGGAGCUCUGCAUUGCAAAAUGAACGGUCUGUGA
Molecule: messenger RNA, 2451 nt
Organism: Tigriopus californicus
Lineage: Eukaryota; Metazoa; Arthropoda; Copepoda; Harpacticoida; Harpacticidae
Exons: 2
Coding region: 67-2451 (794 amino acids)
Source: RefSeq, a predicted model, not a curated record